ACAAACCUGCUGUACACGCUGGAAGCAACACGCUCACUGCUGCGGCGUCGGACACUGCGCCUUGUCGGGAACAACAACGCAACGAGGUCGUUUACCACUAAACAUUGUUCAGAAUUGAACUGGACGAAAAAAAGAUGUCGGCGGUUUAUAAAGAUGACCAGGAGGACUGGCUGACUGUGUGUCUGAAGUACCUGCUCUUUGUUUUCAACUUUCUCUUCUGGGUGGGUGGAGCAGCUGUUUUGGGUGUAGGAGUCUGGACACUGGUGGAGAAGAGCGACUACUUGAGCCUGCUGGCCUCCAGCACUUUCGUUGUCUCGGCAUAUAUCCUCAUCGUUGCCGGAGGCCUGGUGGUGGUCACGGGCUUCUUGGGCUGUUGCGCUGUCAUUCGGGAGCAGAAAAGCUGUCUGUCCACGUAUUUCUUCUGCCUGCUGCUGAUCUUCUUGAUUGAACUGGUGGCUGGAGUACUGGCAUAUGUUUACUACCAGAGGUUGAGUGAUGAGCUGAAACAGCAUCUCAACCAGACUAUGACAGAUAACUACGCCCAGCCAGGGAAGGAGGCCAUCACAUUAGCUGUGGACAGACUACAACAGGACUUCAAGUGCUGUGGCAGCAACAACUCCCAUGAUUGGAUGGUGAGUGUGUACGUUUCAUCAAAGCAGGCAGAAGACAGGGUGGUGCCUGACAGCUGCUGUAAGACCAUCACCCCUCACUGUGGCAAGAGAGACCACCCCUCCAACAUCUACAAGGUGGAGGGCGGUUGCAUCACUAAGCUGGAGCAGUUUCUGGCCGACCACCUGUUGGUCAUCGGUGCUGUGGGAAUAGGAGUGGCGUGUCUGCAGGUCUGUGGGAUGGUGUUCACCAGCUGCUUGUACAGAAGGAUCAAGAUGGAACCUUACUGAGCACAGCAGGCCCCCAACACACCACCUACGACAGGCAGAUGGAACAAUGAAUCUCCUCAACUUCAACCUCUUUAUCGUGAACUCUAACCAGCCGAUCUAAGACAAGUGCACUUUGUGUGUGUGUGUAUGUGUGUGUCUGUGUGUGUGUGUAACACUUUCCAGGAGACCCACAUUGCAGUCAGAAACCGAUUUUGCCAUUUAGAAACCAGGGGUCAUACAUUUCGAAUGCCGGACUGUGAUCUCGGCCUCCUGGAAUAACAUGUCUGUUUGCAUCAUUGCCUUUUGCUUAGAUGCAUGCUUUAGUUUGAGCAGGACAAAAGAAAAGAAAGGAACGCACAUACAUACUCAAAAUGCAUUCUUCUCUGCUCAACUGAUGAUGAUGAUUUAAUUUGAUCUAUCAUGUGUUCACUGUGCAGAUAUUUAUAUAUUCCAUUCCAGUUAUUAAGUAAGCUGAGCAACGACACUGCUAAUGAAGAAAGGUAAUUUCUGGCUGUAUAUUUUGUUCACACAAUGUGCCUCUUUCACAGCUCUGCUGGUAAAUGAUGAUUAUGUAUUAAUCCGUGCCUGAAAUCUUAAAGGGAGCUGACGAUGCACUGUGAUAAAUGACAGCAAUUGAAAUGUAGUUUACACUCUUUAUAUAUUUGUAGGGAUGCCUUCACUCCUGAUAAUUGCAACACAUAAUGAAAAUAAAGUGCAUGGCUUCAAACAUGAAGACAUUAUUCGACAGUAUAAUAAGUAUAGGAAAAGACAACUAUUUUCUCAAAUGUUUGCCAGAUCCCUGAAUGUAUAACUCCACCUAGUGGUUGGCGCUGGUAAUAUAUAAUGUGUGCAAAAGUCUGACGACGCUUCAUCAUUUUUAAUUACAUUACCAUCAUCUGUUUAGCUUAAUAUGUGACACUAACGGUAAUUAUACAUGUCAGAUAGAUGUUAACAUCAACACACAUUGCCUUCUGUGAAAUGUGGACUUUUCAUCCUUCCCUAGAAACACAGAUGUUUCAUACUGAGAAGAAGUCGACCUUUGUGACGGCUGAAGCAAGGACCGUGUUGCGUUCACUGCCUAAUCGAUCACUUUUCAUCCCCUUUCCUGUAGCCAUUACUUCUGAAACAAUGUGUGGCCUUGUUGCUGCUGUACAGUUGAGAAGUCUUGUUGUGGAUUAUAUGGUAAGAGAAGGAGGCUGUCAAAAAAAGUAAAAUAUCCAUUUGGAAUGUUUUCAUUUCUGUCCUUUGUAACAAUACAACUGAGUCAGUAGGGACCUCCUUGACUGUUUUUUGUUUCAUCCCUGAUGGACUUGUGAAGGGUGCUAAUGUAUCUAGAUGGUUUUUGAUGUGAUGUUGGCAUGUGCUCCAUCAGCUGACUUGUUGCAUUGUGUUAAUGAACAAUUCAUAAUAAAGGGUUGUUUUAGA
Cyclopterus lumpus (lumpfish) is the source of this 2303-nucleotide messenger RNA. RefSeq names its product tetraspanin-11-like. The record is from RefSeq and is a predicted model, not a curated record. NCBI's taxonomy places the organism in Eukaryota, Metazoa, Chordata, Actinopteri, Perciformes, Cyclopteridae. Bases 135 to 899 code for a protein of 254 amino acids. The transcript has 8 exons. Gene Ontology annotation, cellular component: membrane.